This is a messenger RNA of Lagopus muta (rock ptarmigan), 6598 nucleotides long. RefSeq names its product protein serine kinase H1 (gene PSKH1). The record is from RefSeq and is a predicted model, not a curated record. Bases 271 to 1533 code for a protein of 420 amino acids. The transcript has 4 exons. Gene Ontology annotation, molecular function: ATP binding; protein kinase activity. Gene Ontology annotation, biological process: protein phosphorylation. Lineage: Eukaryota; Metazoa; Chordata; Aves; Galliformes; Phasianidae.
GCGGUGCCGGGCCGCGGGUCGAAGCGGGUGGAGUGUGAAUGUAGAGCAUAAACUUCUUCCUGUUGUCCCUCUAGAACACCUUUUUUUCCCCACAUAAUUCUGAUGGAAGAGCAGCUGGGGUUCCUGCAGUGCUGAAUAGUUGCUUGGAGAAGUGGUGAAUGAGUGAAGAUACGCUCUGUGAUGGUUCAAAUGUGGGAGCUGCUGCAGGUGUGGUUGCUGCUGGCACUGCCCUGGGAAGAUGCCUUGAUAAGGAAUUAACACCCGUCAGUGAUGGGCUGUGGGACAAGCAAAGUGCUUCCCGAGCCCCCCAAAGACGUGCAGCUGGAUCUGGUUAAAAAAGUAGAACCUUACACGGGCCACAGUGACAUCUACAAGCAUUUCAUCAAAGAUGAUGGUGGGGCUGUCAUCAAAGCUGGCUCUCCCUCACCCCCACGUCACACAAACCCGUUUCCUGGUAACCCCCUGCCUGCCCACCCAGCCCAGCCCGAGCCCCGCAAGAACAAAGUGGCCAAAUACCGUGCCAAAUUUGACCCCCGAGUGACAGCCAAGUAUGACAUCAAAGCCCUGAUUGGAAGGGGCAGCUUUAGCCGAGUUGUGAGGGUGGAGCACAAAGCCACCAAGCAGCCCUACGCCAUCAAGAUGAUAGAGACCAAAUACAGGGAAGGGAGGGAGGUGUGCGAGUCGGAGCUGAGCGUGCUGCGCAGGGUUCGCCACACCAACAUCAUCCAGCUCAUAGAGGUGUUUGAGACCCAGGAUCGGGUGUACAUGGUGAUGGAGCUGGCUACUGGGGGAGAACUGUUUGACAGAAUCAUUGCCAAAGGGUCCUUCACGGAGAGGGACGCCACGCGCGUGCUGCAGAUGGUGCUUGACGGUGUGAGGUACCUGCACACCUUGGGUAUCACUCACAGGGACUUAAAACCAGAAAACCUGCUUUACUACCAUCCCGGAACAGAUUCCAAAAUCAUGAUUACAGACUUUGGAUUGGCCAGUGCUCGAAAGAAAGGAGAUGACUGCCUGAUGAAAACCACCUGCGGGACGCCGGAGUACAUCGCUCCUGAGAUCCUGGUCAGGAAGCCCUACACCAACUCUGUGGACAUGUGGGCUCUGGGUGUCAUCUCCUACAUCCUCCUGAGUGGCACGAUGCCCUUUGAGGACGACAACCGCACCCGAUUGUACAGGCAGAUCCUGAAGGGGAAGUACAGUUACUCGGGCGAGCCCUGGCCCAGUGUAUCCAACCUGGCCAAGGAUUUCAUCGACCGCCUGCUCACGGUGGACCCCAGCGACAGGAUGACAGCCCUCCAGGCCCUGAAGCACCCCUGGGUGGUCAGCAUGGCAGCCUCCUCCUCCAUGAAGAACCUGCACCGUUCCAUCUCCCAAAACCUUCUCAAGAGAGCCUCCUCUCGCUGCCAGAGCACCAAGUCAGCACAGUCCACACGUUCCAGCCGCUCCACCAAAUCCAACAAGUCACGGAGGGUUCGGGAGCGGGAGCUGCGAGAGCUCAACCUGCGCUACCAGCAGCAAUACACUGGCUGAGCACCAGGCUGGGACCUGCCCGAAGUCUUUCCAGACAUCUUCUCUGCAGUGUAGGUGUGCAGCACCCCUUUGCUGCAGGUUCCUCCCUCCCUUCUUUCAGGUGUGUUGUGUCCCCCCUCCCCACUGUGUGGAGGAAAAGGAACCUUGUGGUGGCACUUGUGGGCCAGCCGUGCCCACGCAGGGAACGGAGCAGCUCUCGUUGGCUUAGAGCUCAGAGCCUUGAGUAACACCCAAAUUAAGGAGCUGCAAACGAGGAGGAGCUCUUUCUGUAGCCCAGGAGCCCGGUUGUUCGUCGUUAUUUAUUAAUUCCACUCGCAUAUGGAAACAAAAUCACUUUGUAUGUGUGCACGUAGCACAUACACACGUGUGGGUGUGUGUUAUAUAUUUAACAAAUUUAUAUAUACACACAUUCUGAACUGGUUUAGUCACACUCUGUGGUGCCUUUGCAGUGAAGCUGUUGUGAGUCACAUGUAGUUAGAACCAAGAUAGCACUGACUCACAGCAUGCUGCCCAUCAGCUCCUCGUCCCAGUGCAGUGUCACGGAGAUGCCAGACAGCAGUUGUGAAUGCGACGGCCGUGAAGCUGUGAGGAUCCCUGAAGGGCUGCCUGCCAUCAGUGUGCUGACAUCAAGGGUUUGCUCACAUGAUGCAGAUUGGCAACCGAAACGAAACGCUGCCACCUCGGAGCUGGAGUCCCAUCCCAUUCAUCCUGACUGCAGGGCUGCUCCCCAGUGAGGGGCAGCGAGAAAAGGAUUGUCCUGCAGGAAUUUUGUGCUCCACAGAGAUGAAGGCAGUUUUUAGGGGUUCCCCUAUUUGUAGUAGGAGCAGUCCCUAACAUGCAGGGCUUGGUUUUGUUACCGUGACGUGGCUUACUGUAACCAACUGUGUUUCCAAUGCUUUGAUUGCUUUGGGGUGUCCCCUGCUACUGCCAUCAGUUCCCUGGGGCAGGGAAAUGGUGGUGAGAGCUGGCGGGGUGACAAGAGGCUCCAUAGGGGUAGAGUAGGAGCUUGGCUAGCAGAAGCCCAGUCCUGAAAUGACAGCAGAGAGUAUGAGCAGAAACCACCGAGCUGUUAGAUACAGCUUACAUCCACCAGCAAAAAGUGGGCUGUCAGUUCUAUUGAGCUGAAAAAAGGAAAUUUCCAGGGAUGUGCUUUCCACCCCAGUGCUAGGAAUCUAACUACUUCACUUACCUUUUGUUCCUGAGCUCAUGGUGAGGAAUAUGACAGAGGAUGCUUAAGGAUGAUGGUCUCAGACACUUGCAGGGGUGAAUUCCAAACCCUUUCUAUGCAUUUGCACGUUACGUUGGAAGCUCUGCAUCCCUUGGGGGCUGCUCUGUCCUGAGUGCCCAUCCUUCCAUCAGCAUUAACUGCUGUUGCAGAAUUACUAGCUGUUUUUACUUUAGCUUUGUGGGCUAUGGAGGGAAAAUAAAAGAAAGGUUCCUUCAGCUUCUUUUCCCUUUUAUUGUAGUCUUUCCUGGUUCAUUACCAGGAAUGAUCAACUAGACAGUUUCUGAGAAAACAGGCAGCUUGCCACGUGCUGCUUCAUUAGCAGCUCAGUGCUCCUUGUAUUCCUGCAAGCAGCUCUUCAAAAGCAGCAAGUACUUCAAGGCAGGUAUUAACUGGAAAAGAGCUCUUCCCCUUUACAUGAGGAGCUGGUCGGAUGCUUUCUCAGAGGGCUUCUGGUUAUGAGCCAUUACUUGAAAGAGUCUUCUGCUUGUUUGGAGCAUCACAGCCAGGCACUGUGACCUUUUAUGUCCACUUUGGUGCUUUUAUAGCCCUCCCCAGAUUAUCUUGCAUGCUUACCCUUAAAGCAGGUCUUUUAUGCAAGAAAGUCAAACUGAUGGACUGAGCCAAGACCCCUAGAAUCUGAGACCCUUUCCUUUAAGCACUGGGCCACAGACAUGCCCAGAUUUGUUUGUACCUACCUUGUCCCUGCGUGCUUCAUGUGGUUGCAGUAGGAGUGCAGGAGGUUGAGCUCUGGUCUGACCAAGCUCUCCUUCAUUCAGCAGAGCAAUAAUCUUCAGAUCUGUGGCUUAAAACAAUUCCUUGGUGCUUUCAGCCUUGCAGCUGUGGCACGUUUUCAGCUAGGGGACAGGCAGCGUGCCACCAGUUCAGGUGCCUUCACUUCAGCCUGUCCUUUGAGGAGCUUUCACUGUGAAUGAUCUUGCUCAUCUUCACCUGUAUUCUGCAGGGGCAUCUCAGCUCUCCAUUCAUCUGGUAUCUCAGGACUUUCCCCUUUUCAGAAGUGCCUUUGCCUGAGGAUAUUAGAAGUUAAAAUCUAUGAUGCUUUAUUGUUUUGUUUCAUGUGGUUUUUUUUUCCCAUUUCCUUCUUUGGCUCUUAGUAGUGGUUCUUAAUUUGGGUGACAAAUUCACUGCUGUGUCCUUGGGGUGCAAACCUCAGUGGAGGAGUGCUGUUGUUGCCUGUAGUUGGUUAAUGGGGUGAAAAUGAAACUGGAAGGACAUCUAGUGGCUAACUGCGCUGUGUCCUCAUCCAGAUGGAGUUGUAGGGGGUGAAGGAAGCAUUGUACAUUUGUCUUUUGGAACUUAGCACUACUGUGUAAAGCCAAUCCUAUCGUUCUGCCCUGGAAGUUUCCCUGCUCUGCUGGGGAGAUGGAUACAGCCUCAGAGAGCUGCCAGCUGAUUCCUUCGUGUUGUGAAGGGAAAUGAAUGUGAAAAGGUCUUCCAGACUAAACGUUAAUAGUCUACAGACUGUUCAGCUUUGCAUCCAGAUUUCUGUGUGUGUGUGAUGUAUUUUCCUACGUAUUUUGCUACAAAGCAAUUGCUUGUCCAGCUGUGAUUCGCUUCUUACUCUUUCAGGCCUUUACAAACAUCAGCCCAGAGACAGCAGAUCCCCUCGCUCCUUCAGUCCAGGAGCAGCCUGUGCUGCUUAGCACUGAGAUUGCAGCAGCACCCAGUUGCUCCUGCCUGUUUGAAGGGCUCUGCCUUGCUGACAUGAAACUGAUGGCAUGGAGCCUGCGUUACCUGUUUGUUUGGGGAAUGAGAGAGCCUCAAACUUAGCUGCUUUGGAAUUUGGAUAUUUUCACAGAAGCAUUAAAGUUGGAAAAGACCUCUCAGAUCCCCAAGUCCAACCCCACGAUGCCCACAUCCCUCAUUGCCACAUCUCCAUGGCUCUGGGGCACCCACAGGGACAGUGACUGCCCUACCUCCCUGUGCAGCUGUGUCAGUGCUUCACCACUCCUUUUGAGCAGAAUUUGUUCCUAAUAUCCAACCUGAUAUUUAGUCCUUCCUUUAGUUCAGAUAUUUUCUGCUCUGGUGAUUUAAAUUUUCUCAUGCUCUGCUCUGUUUUUCAAUCCUGUUUUCUAGCAGAGCCAUAGCGUUAGCCUGGGGAGCAUGAGUUGUGGUCAGCUGUGCUAUGGGGCAUCAUCUCUGGGUGGAGCUCCCUGCGAGCUGGGAUGAGUUGUGAAGCGAUGUGGAAGCCAACACGUGGUGCUUUGCAGGUGGGAGCACUCCCAUUGAGAUCCCUGGUGUGUGGGGCACCAUUGGCUUUCACCUUGGUUAUGCCAGUUCUCUGUGGGCAGAGUAUCACAGAAUCACAGAAUGGCCAGGGUUGGAAGGGACCUCAAGGAUCACGAAGCUCCAACCCCCUGCCACACGCAGGGCCACCAACCUCCACAUUUCAGAGCAGCCCAGGCUGCCCAGGGCCCCAUCCAACCUGGCCUUGAACACCUCCAGGGAUGGACGGGGCAUCACAGCCUCUCUGGGCAGCUGUUCCAGCACCUCACCACUCUCACAGCAAAGAACUUCCCCCUGACAUCCAACCUCAAUCUUCCCUCCUUCAACUUAAAACCAUUUCCCCUUGUCCUGCUGUUAUCUGCCCUUUCAAAGAGUUGAUUCCCCUCCUCUUUAUAGGCUGCCUUUAGGUACUGAAGGCUGCAGUGAGGUCACCCCACAGCCUUCUUUUCUCCAGGCUGAACAGGCCCAGCUUCUUCAGCCUGUCUUUGUACAGGAGGUGCUCCAGCCCCCUGAUCAUCUUUGUGGCUCUCCUCUGGACCCUCUCCAACAGCUCUCUGUCUUGUAUGGGGGGGCCCAGACCUGGACAGAGUACUGCAGAUAGGACCCCACAAGAGCAGAGUUGAGAGGGAAGAGUAAAGCAGAGGCUGGCUCUUUGGAGAUGGCACUGGAGGAUUCCCAAAGUGUUCCCUAUCUGUAGAAAAAAGUCAGCCCACAGGUUUGGGCAGCUAUUUCCCAGCCUUUAUUGUGGAAAACAGCGUGCCAUGCCAGUUCCUCUCAGACACCCAGCCCCAAGCUGCCUGCACUGCUCCUGGGAGCUUUUUGGUGCUUCUCCUGACCGCUCGGUCUCCUCUUCCAGCCUGGAUUCAGAAACACAGCCCUCGGGUGCUUGGUGAGCAUCAGCGAGCGGCGAAUUUGCCAGAAAAUGUGAAGCAGCAGGGAUGCUUUGUGGGAGCAGCAUCACAGAGCGUGGUACCUUCCCCCCCUUGAUGUCCCCGUGGUGCAGAGCGCUGUCCCCCCCUUUGUGACACCGUGUCCUCUUCCUGCUGUCCCCCCCCAUGCUAACACUGUACAUCCCAUGUGUGUGACCGCUGAGCCACUCACUGCUGUUGCCCAGAUGUUGCACUGCGUCUAUUGAAUGUGGAACAAAUCCUGGCCCAAACCAGAAACGAGCACCUAACAGAUGCUGGGAGCCUUCCUGUUGCCUUUCACUGCGGAAAGACACCUCCUGGGGAAGCUCUGGGACCUUCCAGUGCUCGCUGUUAUUUUUGGUCACCGAAUUUCCUGUGCUGGACUGGAAGCACAGCACUCGUGUCCUGUUCGCUCCUAACGAAGCGCCUGGUUCUGUGCCUUGCCUUUGGGCCCUGUCUUUACAGACCGUCUCAUCGAAUGAGGUCUGAAGCGUUGUAAUUAGUCUGUAAGGUUCUGGUUAGAGUGUACAGAGCUAUUUAUUUUGUGUACUCGGUCUGUUAAACACAGCAAUGUAUCCUGUGUACCCCAUUGCUGCAGUGUGCUUCCUUCUGGCUCGUGGCUGCUGCUCUGGGGUUGUGGAUGGUGGCUGGAUGGGUGCUGGGAGCUGCUCAGCCCUCUGGAGGG